AUGCGUCGGACGUCAGCUAUUGCACAUACUAGGUGCCAGAUAUCCCAGGUGCCAUGCAUACCAGGUCAAAAAGAAAAAAAGAAAAAAAAGGAGAUUCCACUUGGCACCGAAGCCAGGACCGAAACCAGGACCAACACGGACAACAGUAAAGACAGAAAGGGAGGGAGUAAAAUGGUGAUGCGGAAAUGGUCGGACAAGACAUUUCCAAAUCCCAGAAAGCACUCCAACCUCCCAACCUCCAACCUCCCGAGCACGCGAGCACGCGAACAAAACUAUUCUUCGCGAAAGAAACACAAAAAUUGGACAGUCUUUUGGUAUGCUCUGAUGUGA
This is a messenger RNA of Plenodomus lingam JN3, 330 nucleotides long. The record is from RefSeq and is a predicted model, not a curated record. Lineage: Eukaryota; Fungi; Ascomycota; Dothideomycetes; Pleosporales; Leptosphaeriaceae.